UCCAGAGUUGCGUGUAACGCGAAUGUAUGUACGCCUACUCUCCGCAACUCAUGGACUUGUACAGCUCUAUUUCGGGUCAUUUUCACCCAGGACUUGGACUCAUGCGCACCGAAAGAUGGAAAGGAACUUAUCAGUGAUCAUUUUGUGCAGUUUGAUCGCACUUUGCGUGGCGUGUACGCCGGAAACAGAGUUAAACACUGAUCACAAGGCCUAUAAAGCUACCACAGUGAUUGAAGGAAUUAUUGAAAGGAUAAAUAACAACUCUGUGAUAGUGGAAACGAAGAAAGUCAUAAAACCAGAUCAGACACUCCAGGAAAAAAUUAUCAUCUCAGGCUUCGGAACGCAACAACCAUGUAUUAUAAAUGCAGACGAACUACUUAUAGGUGAAAAAUAUUUUUUUUUCAUUCGCCUCGAUGAAGGAAGCGCGGAAACCGGGGACAGUUAUGUUGUGGACUCGAACCCUGUAACGUCCGGAAAAGACGAACUUAGAGCGAUUCGCAAAAUUGUGUGCGAAGGUUGUGCGCAACCUCCCACUAUAAAGAAAAGAUUAAGAAAUAAAACAGUUAUUGAUGGAAACAAAUUUACAUUAAAAUGUGGUAUAGCAGGCUUUCCACAACCUGAAAUUAGUUGGACAAAAGACGGUGAAGUUUUAACGCAAGGAGUCAGAACAAAAAAGUCAAGUUCAAGAGUAAAAGUUAAAAAAGCAUUGCAGUCUAAGCACGCAGGGAAUUACACUUGUAUAGGGAACAACUGGGUUGAUCCACCGGUGUCAACGUCAGCCAUUAUCAGUGUUUGUAGUUUAGAGUGCGUCCAUGGCGAACCUAAUUUGAAAAAGUGCCGAUGCAAAUGUGAAGACAAUUGGAAAGGCGAAAAAUGCGAUAUAGAGAGAAAUAGUUGUCAUAGCAAAAAAUGCAAGCAUGGUUCCUUGAACAAAGAAAGCUGCAAGUGUAUUUGUGAUGAUGGUUAUUCUGGUGAAUUUUGUAAUGUCACAUCCAUUGCCACUACGACUGUCCUUGCAGUUACUGUUCCUCAAUGUCCGAAGGUGACAUGUGGAGCUCAUGGUGCUUUAGAUGUGCCAAAAUGCGAGUGCAAUUGCGAGUAUGGUUGGCAGGGUGAUUUAUGUGAAACAGCAACACCUCAACAUGGUAUACCCUGUGAAGUUGAAAAUUUUUGUCUCAACCAAGGGAAAUGUUAUUAUCUUCCAGAUAUUGGAGAAAAAAUAUGCCAUUGUCCAGCGCCGCAUACCGGACCAAGAUGCCAGUAUAAGGAUCCAUUCCAUGUUGAAAGAACUAGAGAAGAUGCAGAACAGUUGCAAGCGAAGCGAGUUCUUACCGUUGUCGGAAUCUUUGUUGCCUUGUUGGUUCUAAUCAUCAUCUGCAUCAUAGCAUGGUGCAAAGCCAGGACUGGGAAGAAAAAAUACCAGAAAAGGCAAAAGGAGAAGGAAAAAGAAAAGAGAAAGAAGGAAAAAGAGAAAGAAAAAUUGAUGACAUAUCCUGUAAAUAGGAUUAAUGGAGAUGUGCCCCUGAAUGAGGAUUGUUAUACACCAAUGCAGUCUAUGAAGAACGAUCCAGAUGACGUACAAGAUGAACUGGAGCGAGAAGAGGAAACUUCAUUUGUUUGUCCCCUCUCACACAAUAGCGGAAUAUCCUCCGCCUAUAAGGCAUCACCAGAUGGUUGCUAUGGAGAUGGUAGUCCACAUCACAGUCUUGGUAGUCGGCAUAGCAACAACAGUCCAUACAGCAGCCAUCGUGGCAGCCCUCAGCGCGUUCAUCAAAGCAGUCCUCGACACAAUUUUAGAAAUCACUCAUAUAGUCCAACACAUUCUCCACUUCAGGACGUUCCAUUAACGAUCGAGUCUAUCAACCCGUCGUAUGCCAAUCCGGAUCACAAUAACAUGUAUAAUCAGAGCGGUGGGGAAAAUGAUGUGAACGCACCCUUGCAUAAUGGAAUGAAUCUUGCAAUCCACGAGACUGAUUCAGAUCUAGAAGACGAAAUGCCACGCAUGCCUGUAGCUGAAACUGAGGAGGAAGAUCAAGACAGCAAUCUUGAUGAUAGCUAUAUUUAUCUAUGCCAACAACCAGAUGAGCCUGUACCUGAACAUGCCUUUAUACGACCCAUGCUAGACUCAUUUGAAGUAGGAUCCAACGACUUUUCCUUGGCUGAGGCUGAAGACGGUAGUGUUUACACCAAUGAUGGCGAUGUAACAACUAAUGCCAGCGAAUCAGAUAGUGAUUCAUCAAGUAGCGCUAGCGAUUCAUCAUCAAGUAGUGAUGAUAACACCAUUCCAAAUCUUCUUCUUGAAACGCUACAACAACCGUACAUGCCGAGCGAUAAAGAAAGUGGGGAAUAUGCUUGGGACGAUGAGGGUUUGACUGUCCUACAACAUCCUGAGGCGAAUCAACCAAGGCAUUGUUUUGCCAAUCCCCAUGCAGUAACAAAUCCGUCACCUGAACACAGACAACGACAACAACCUCAACGAACUGCCCCGAUUGCAAACCACUAUGCCAGCAACCCGCUUUACGCUCGUCCUCAACAAUCCCCAAAUCAACAUAGAAACCAGGAAAUGGUGACAGACGAAGAAUAUCUUUCUCGUUUGAAAGACAUGAUGGAAAACCAGAAAACUCUUAAAAUAUAAAAAAACAAAACAAAAACAUGAAUAGUUCUAAUACAAAAAACUUAGUAAUAUAUGUAAAUUUAAAUACAAACAAACUAUUUUCAAAAUGAAACUAUGAUGUUCCAAGAAUGUCAUCUAAUGUCUAACAAUAUAUAUUUGUCACAUGUUCACUACUUAACCAAUUUUGAUACAACCGCCAGUAUGGAAGAAAACUUUAAUUAUCUUUAACUUUGAAGAAAAAACUAAGCUCGUCUCUUCAUUGGCUGCCAGAUUUUCAAAUUCUGCCAUUUCUUUGAACUGAAAUGAUUAUUCAUAAAGCACCAUUGCUUUUUUAAGAAUUUUAAGAUAUCCCUCGCAUAUAAUUUAUUUUAUAACGAACCUAUUUGUAUAUUGAGCAAUCCACAUAAUUUUAACACAACUGUUCUUAUUGUAGAUCUAGUAUAAACUAGUUUAAACCAGAUCUAGUUAACAAGUUCAAACCAGUUUGGUUAUAUGAUAAACAUGAUUUCUCUUAUCAGUGUUAUCAACGAGGGGGUAUUCGCAAAGGCAUUCAUCCUUGCGUUACACAGUGUUACUGAAUUUGUGCCGGUCAAAAUUCAUUAGCAUCUGAAAGAAGGUUCAAUACCUUCCUUGGAAAGUAUGUUGCGUCAACGUUCCUUUAAUGAAACUUUGUUUGUGUCAUGUUACCAUGGAUUCAACCACCACAAUGAAUUUUAUGAUGUGACCAUUAGUUUGUUUUUUCCAAAAUGACAUACUUUACAUCUGUUUUUUGUAUUGUCUAAAUUAUUGUUAUAUUAAGUUUGAUACAGAUUUUUGGAUUUGUUGUUUUUUUGGGGGAGGGGGGGACUGUUAUCUGUGUACUUGUAAAUAUUUGUGUUCUUAAAAGAAAAUACUUUUUUUUACAAAGGGAUUUAUAAUGCAUUAUCUUCUCAGAAGUUCAUUUAGAAUUAGCUAGUUUGUUUUCAGUGUCCUUACUGGACUGCAUUAUUAACUUAGAUUGGGGUUCAACCUAUCAGUCUUCUUGUUGACAAGUUUUUUUUGUGUAGCCUCAUUAGGCUCCAGAACUAGUAUUAUGCAUAUUCUUAAAUUCAUGGUGCCAGCCUCAUGCAUAUUCAUGAGUUCAUAUUAAUCUUAUGCAUAUUCAUGAGUGAAAGAUCAGUAUUAUUUGUAGUCAUGAGUUCAUGCCAGUCUUGUACAUAUUUCUUUCUGUGUCUGUAUUUUAGCUUUAUGCGCCAUUGUGAACCUGAAAUGUUUUCAAAAAAAAUUAGCUUGGUUGGGCUUAGCUCAUCAAGAUCACAUUCUAUACAACUGCUAGUCAGGUAACAGUUUAGUAUGAA
Messenger RNA from Saccoglossus kowalevskii, 3951 nucleotides. RefSeq lists its product as uncharacterized. Gene Ontology annotation, biological process: establishment or maintenance of epithelial cell apical/basal polarity; heterophilic cell-cell adhesion. Lineage: Eukaryota; Metazoa; Hemichordata; Enteropneusta; Harrimaniidae. Gene Ontology annotation, cellular component: plasma membrane; protein-containing complex. The record is from RefSeq and is a predicted model, not a curated record.